UUCCGCACGUCCUCCCACGGACUCUAAUGUCGUAUCUUCAGUGGUCGGCGUGCCUGGAAGAGCCGAGAAGAGGUCGCAACCCGCCAUCGCAGCAAGAUUAUAUGAACCCGUGCGAGAUCAUCGAUCUCGCCUUUUUCCAUAAUCGAGCGGCCUCUGACGACGAAGAGAUAGAGAUCGAAGAAGAGAGCGCUGAAGAAGAAGAAGAAGAAGCCGCCUACGAGGACGAGGAGGAAGAAACCCCGGAGGAAGGUAGUUAUAGUGAGCACAACGAGGGAGAGCAGAGUGAAGAGGAAGAGGAGGAGGAGGACGAGUUGGAACUGAAGGAGUCGGAGUGGGAGAUCUUGGCGGAAGAUCUCGAACAAACAGAAGCGGAGCAGGCGAAAGACCCCGAAGCGGCACGCAAAAGAGACGAAAUCGUGGCCGGGAAACGACAACUAGAGUUCGCUAGCACGACAAAUCUGCCAAUCACCGACGAUCCGCCCCGCGAUCCAGAGCCGCCCAAGCUUGAAGAUGGAGAACAGGCCGAGACUUCGAGCACACCGGCAAGGUGGCGACGAAGCCGAUCCCCCUCCACCUCCGACCAUCCAUCAAUUCGAGCCCGUACCGAUGCGGGGCAUCAGGCUUCGUCCCCGGUCAUUAUCCCGCCGGCCCCUUGACCAUCUCACCCUCCGACAAAUCACCACCCUUGUCACCUUCCCCCGCAACCCCUUCCCCAUGGACACCUUCCGAUUCUUCUACGCCACCCGUCU
Messenger RNA from Chara braunii, 749 nucleotides. Lineage: Eukaryota; Viridiplantae; Streptophyta; Charophyceae; Charales; Characeae. The record is from the annotation of a GenBank genome assembly.